Gasterosteus aculeatus aculeatus (three-spined stickleback) is the source of this 7046-nucleotide messenger RNA. It is a transcript of the gene diaph2, whose product is annotated as diaphanous-related formin 2. The record is from RefSeq and is a predicted model, not a curated record. Lineage: Eukaryota; Metazoa; Chordata; Actinopteri; Perciformes; Gasterosteidae. Gene Ontology annotation, cellular component: actin filament. Gene Ontology annotation, biological process: actin filament polymerization; actin cytoskeleton organization. Gene Ontology annotation, molecular function: small GTPase binding; actin binding.
CCCCCCCCCCCCGCUUUAAAAACAACAACAACAACAACAAAACAACUUUCUCCUGGAGGCCGCCAACUUUUGAGAAAGGUCGAAGUCUUUCUGCAGAGGAGCUAACUUUGAGAUGGAUCAAGCGAGCGGCGGGGAUGACCCGAACAAACCCUCCAAAAAGAAGUCCGGCGAGGACGAGGGUAAAAACAAAAAGCUGAACAUACACAUAAAAACAUUGGCUGAUGAUAUGCGUGAUCGCCUCACCAGCUUCAGGAAAACCGGGAUGAAGAAGGAGAAGCCCCUUAUACACCACCCAACAGAUCCCCUCUCCAUCCAGGCCGAGCUUCCAGUUCCACAGGCUUUUUCCGAUGACCGCUCCAUGAACCUCUCGGAAAAGGAGAUCAUUGACCUCUUCGAGAAGAUGAUGGAGGACAUGAACCUGAAUGAGGAACGCAAAGCCCCUCUGCGUGGAAAAGAUUUGAGCACCAAACGCGAGAUGGUGGUCCAGUACAUCUCUGCUACUGCCAAAUCUAUAACUGGGAGCAAAGUUGCGGGUGGACUAAGGAACAGCAAGCAUGAGUCUACACUUUCCUCCCAAGAGUAUGUCCACGAGCUGCGUUCAGGCAUCACGGAGGAGAAGCUGCUCAAUUGCCUGGAGUCCCUCAGAGUGUCUCUCACUAGUAACCCUGUCAGUUGGGUUAAUAACUUUGGUCAUGAGGGUCUCGGUCUGCUGCUGGAUGCUUUGGAGAAGCUGCUUGACAAGAAACAGCAGGAGAAUAUUGAUAAGCGUAACCAGCACAAACUUAUCCAGUGUCUGAAGGCUUUCAUGAACAACAAGUAUGGACUGCAAAGGAUCCUGGGAGAUGAGCGCAGCCUGCUGCUGUUGGCAAGAGCGAUUGACCCCAAACAGACCAACAUGAUGACCGAGACGGUCAAAAUCCUCUCUGCUUUCUGUAUCAUUGGAGAAGAAAACAUCCUGGAUAAGAUUCUGGCUGCCAUGACAAUCGCUGCAGAGAGGAACAAUAAAGAGAGAUUUGCUCCAAUUGUGGAAGGACUGGAGAACCACGAAGCUCAGCAGCUUCAGGUUGCUUGCAUGCAGCUGAUCAAUGCUCUCGUCACCUCCCCCGAUGACCUGGACUUCCGGAUACAUCUACGCAACGAGUUUUUAAGAUGUGGCCUCAAGAAGAUCCUACCUGAGCUAAAAGAGACGGAGGAGCUAGACAUCCAGCUGAAGGUGUUCAAUGAGAACAAGGAGGAGGACUCUAUCGAACUGUCCCAUCGCUUGGACGACAUCCGAGCGGAGAUGGAUGAUAUGAAUGAAGUGUACCAUCUCCUGUCCAACAUGGUGAAAGAUACCAGCUCAGAGGCCUACUUCCUGUCCAUCCUCCAGCACCUUUUGCUGGUCAGGAACGACUACUACAUCAGGCCUCAGUAUUACAAGGUGAUAGAAGAAUCUGUGUCUCAGGUGGUUCUGCACCGCAAUGGCAUGGACCCCGACUUUGGCUACAGCAGAAGACUGGACGUGGACUUCACCCAUCUGAUUGAUCAGUGUGUGGAUAAAGCCAAAGUUGAAGAGAGUGAGCAGAAGGCUGCCGAGUACUCCAAAAAGUUUGAUGAGGAGUUCAGUGCACGGCAGGAGGCCCAGGCCGAGUCUCAAAAGAAGGAAGAGAGAAUCAAAGAGCUGGAGGGGAAGAUCCAGGCUCUUGAGUCCCAGUUAACUAUUGAAAAAGACAAGCUCAAAGCGGCUCAGAGACUCAUCAGUGAAUCUGAAGCCAAGAUAGCAGCGGGUCCAACUGCGCCCGGAGCACCACCACCGCCACCCAUACCGGGGGGUGCAGCUGCCCCACCUCCACCACCUCCUCCCCCACCUCUACCGGGUGGCUGUCCGCCCCCACCUCCUCCGCCCCCUCCCCUCCCGGGCCACGCUGGCAUUCCGCCACCACCUCCACCGCCCCCUCCCCCUGGCGGAGGACCUCCGCCUCCCCCACCGCCACCUGGGUGCGGGCCCCCACCGCCUCCGCCUUUCGCCGGGGGCCCGGGUGGUCCUCCGCCACCACUCCUGGCAUUGCCUGUCAUCAAACUGCCUUAUGGACUGGAACCCAAGAAGACCUACAAGCCUGAAACGGUGAUGAAGAGGGUGAACUGGACCAAGAUAGUGCCUCAGGAAAUGGCGGAGAAUUGCUUCUGGAUCAAAGUCAAAGAGGAGAAGUUUGAGAAUCCUGACCUAUUUGCUCAGCUCUCCCUCUGCUUCUCCUCGCAGAGCAAAGUGAAAAAAGAUUUGAAAGAGGAGAACGAUGACAGAAUGCAACAGUUCAAGAAAAAGGCAAAAGAGCUUCGGAUCCUGGAUUCCAAAACUGCCCAGAAUCUGUCUAUUUUCUUGGGCUCGUUCCGCCUGCCUUAUGAAGAGAUCCGGGACAUUGUGCUGCAGGUGGAUGAGGAGCGACUGAGCGAAUCACUCAUCCAGAACCUGAUAAAGAACCUGCCGGAGCAGAAAGAGCUGAAUGCGCUGGCGGAACUAAAGGGCGAAUAUGAAGAGCUUGUGGAGUCAGAGCAGUUUGGCAUUGUGAUGAGCUCAGUAAAACUCCUGCGACCACGUCUCAACGGCAUUUUGUUCAAGCUGACAUUUGAGGAGCAGGUGAAUAACAUCCGGCCAGACAUCAUGAAUGUGACAUUUGCCUGCGAGGAGGUGAAGAAGAGCGAAGGCUUAUGCAAACUCCUGGAGCUGGUGUUGCUGGUCGGCAAUUACAUGAAUGCAGGCUCAAGGAAUGCCCAGACGUUUGGUUUCAACAUCAGCUUUCUAUGCAAGCUACGAGACACUAAAUCCAUCAGUCAGAAUACAACACUUCUGCAUUUCCUCGCUGAGAAGUGUGAGGAGAGUCACCAAGAGAUUCUGAGGUUUCCAGAUGAACUGGAGCACGUGGAAAGUGCCAGCAAAGUGUCGGCUGACAUCUUAAAUAGCAGUUUGGCCACCAUGGAACGUCACAUCCAGAGGCUUGAGAACGACAUCCAGAACUUCCCCAAAACCGACGACCAACAAGAUAAGUUUGUGGAAAAGAUGAUGGACUUCUCCAAACAUUCACGAGAGCAGUAUGAAAAACUGUCCACGAUGCACAAGAACAUGCAGAAACUCUACGAGAGCAUCGGCAGCUAUCUGGCCUUUGACCCCCACUCGGUCAGUGUGGAGGAUUUCUUCGGCGAACUCGCCAACUUCCGCAUCCUCUUCAUGGAAGCAGUGAAGGAGAACCACAAGAAGAGGGAGAUGGAGGAGAAGAUCAAGAGAGCCAAGCUGGCGAAGGAGAAAGCAGAGCGGGAGAAGCAGGAGCGGCAGCAGAAGAAGAAGCAGCUGAUUGACAUGAACAAAGAAGGCGAUGAAACUGGUGUGAUGGAUAGCCUGAUGGAAGCUCUGCAGUCCGGAGCAGCCUUCCGUGAUCGGCGAAAACGCACACCGCGUAACGGUGAUCAAAGCCCUUCCAGUCCAUCCACUCGGUGGCCGGGUGCUAACUAUGGUAACAGAACCCUAGACAACCGCCGCGCAGUCCUGGAAAGGUCUCGUUCCCGCCACAACGCAAAUCACCAAGCUCGAUGAUCGGCCGAGCCCACCACAAGACGCUAGAUAAGUGCCAAAGAGGCCUGCGAGGUGGAGACCGGGAAGACAUCUGAAGCAGGGACGGGACAGCCGUCACCGUAGCGCGUACUCACACACACACACACACACACACACACACACAACUGUGGAACACGCGAUACCUAAACAAUCCACUUAGAAUGGAAGCAUUUUACAGUACAUCAUAUACAGACAUUUGUUAAUUCAUCUGAUGCCUUACAUAUUUAUUCAAAACGCUCUAUCAAAAUGUUCAUGUCCUCUCUUGCUGGUUUUGAUUUAUGAAAAAACUGUUUUUUUAGGGAUGCUGCUGUUUAAAAAAAGGUUUGCAGUGCUUGGAAUUUUACUUUGAUUCAUGUAACUCUUUUUUUUAUCAGAAUAGUUGCAGUUUGAGAGAGAGAUUUAACACAAAACAAGUGUUUUGAUCAUGAACCCUCUUUAAAGAAGGACUGCAGAACACUGCAGACGCAUCACCGUGAGAAAUAUACGACACACAGUACAUUCAGCCAAUGGACAAAAGGCCGGAGGACCUUUUGAAAGAAAAGUGAUGCUGAAGUUUUCUUCAACAUCACUCUGAAUUCUUCCCGGAAGAAGGAGUGGUUGCUAAUAUAUAUAUAUUUUUUAAUGUCAAUUCCUCCUUCAUACAACAUUAAGACAACUGGACUAGCAAAUGUACAAAGAGUCCACGUGAAUAAUUACUCAUCCAUAUUCCACAUGAGCCGCGAGAGCUGCCCCGUCUGGACCAAUAUUUCAGAGACGGUGACUCACGGAUCUUAAAACUGUAAUCUCCAUCUUGACGAGAUGCUUUUUAUUUUUAGUUGUGUAAUAUCUGACCGAUGCCUCCAGGCGCUGAUCCCUGUCCCAAGGUCGCUUUUGCUGUUAACAUGAGAGAGUGACACAUUUCUAAAUGCAUAUAACUGCCGAGAGGAGCGAACGCGACCCUUUGACAUUUCCUGCAGUCACACAGGUUUUUCAGUGGGGGGAAGGUUCACUGUGCAGUUUUAUGGCUGCAUCUUUAAUAUGAAUAUUUUUCAGUCCUUGCAUAUAUAUAUAUAUAUAUAUAUAUAUAUAUAUAUAUAUAUAUAUAUACAUACAUUUAGAUAAACUGUAUAUUGGCUUUGAAGACAUUUGUUUCUGAUCAAUUUGGCAAUUUGGAGACCAAUGGUGCAAGGUUAGAAUCUAAAUUAUAUUCUUUCCAAAAAUUAAUAAAUUAUAAUCUCUGCAGGAUAACUAAGUUAAAUAAUGGGACAAGUAAACACAUUAUUUUCAUCAGUACCUAUUCUACUAUCUUUAAGAGACUCUAUAAUGAAUAGUCCACAAUAAUACAAAGCAGCUUACAAAUUCACAGCUGAGAUUUCAAUGGGAAAAUAUGUCCUGUUGUUAUUAGGCUUAAAUGAACCACACCAGCUUAAACACCUGGUGCUUGUUGUUCUCAUUCAAAAUCGUGGAAACUUGUAAGCCUUGUUCCUCAGUUGGCACCCACUGUUACAAAAUUCCUUCAUGUGAAGUAUUUAUUCAUAUAUUCAUGCCUAGAGCGACCCUGUCCCAUCACUGCCCUGAACUGUAAGCAGAUGCUACUAAAAACAACCACUGAGUCCACAUGGAAAGUGGGCACGAGCGGAAUGUUUGACUAAGGGGCAAAGAAGACGCGACGAGGCUCGUCCACGCCCUCCAAUUCCCCAGCGCUAAGAGCAUAAGUGACCCUUUAUCCAUUACACGAGUUACUUAAAUAAUACCACAUCUCUGCUUUAGGCUUUGUGUCUCUGUAUGCUUGUGUUUGGGCGAGUGUGUGUGUGUGUGUGUGUGUGUGUGUGUGUGUGCGCGUGCCAUGCAAGCUCAAUAAUCCGACAGGAACCCAGACGAAAUAGGAUUCAGUGUGCUUGACUCCAUGGCUGAAUAGAUGGAGGUUUUUCAUUUAAACAAUCUGCCAGUCCUGCUUGUGAUGUGUCUGUUUCAUGACGCCUCGCUUCCCAGCCUGCAUGCUUUUAAAAAAGGCAAUUUUACACAUCAUCUCGGGCUCAAGGUGCACGGAGGAAACUGCAUUUUUUAGGCAGACAAUAAUUCUCCCGCGAAUAUAAGAGCAGAGAGGAAACACGCAGAGUGAGGUAUGAGGGAUCCUGGGUGGAUGGAGGAGGUUUAAGGGCGUGUUGUAUACAGAGAGAGAGAUGAAGAUGUGUCAUGAAAGGAACUGAUUUCACAACUCACCCUCUGCCCUCAACACCGUCACACCUGUACAGCUGAGUAUCGGAUAUCAGUUCUCCUUCAACACCAACGUUGUUUCACCGUUGCCAAAAACGGGACGUUUGUGUUUUACAAUUGGACUCAAAACUCUUUCUUGAUUAUUAAAUGUAAUUAGAUUUGUUUUUAUACGUGCCAAUUCUUGGAGGGUGGGUGGAUACACAGUUCUCACUGUGAAAUGAUGGAAAACUAUAUUUUCUUUAUUUUGUUUUUUAUAUCAAAAGGAGGUAGGGGCAUUUUUUGGCAAUGUCUUGGAGCGGUUGUACAGGAAUACCUUUUCCAACAGUUGUUUGAAAAACAUCCACUUUGGAACUCCAAUUUGAAGUAGGACAAUUUAGUAUGAAACAAAAAGAUAGACAUGUGAUACACAUCUUUUAAAAGAUGUAAUUGAUUUUGGAUUGAAAAAAUAUGUCAUUGUAGGACUGAAUUGUUGUAGAAGGUCACAUCAUGUAUCUCAAUACACUUUCAUCAUCCCUGUAAGUGAUUGUUGUCCCCCCCCCGCCCCCCACCAUUUCAUCUUUUAGGAUAAUUAGUAAGAAUUCUGUGUCUGUAUAGAAAAUAGCAGGAGUGCUUCAUGUCAGAGAACUUGAAUUUAUUAAUUAUUGUGUUAAAAACAGGGCUUUAAACAUGCCGAUCAUCCCAUUGUAUUUUAGCUUGUGACUAACAAACCUGGUCAUGUGACUCAUGGUAUUUGUAAGAAUGAGGAGGCAGGGGUAGGAAUUAUUUAUCAUGAAACUGUAAACAAUGCCAUUUUGUUGGCGAUUGGUGACAUUAACAAGUGAUAUAAGAGAAAAGUUUGCAGUCAAACUUACAGUCAAUGACUGUACACUUUACCUCACAGGAUAUUCUGCUCAGGCACAAGGAAAAGUUGUUUGAUAUGUUUGAAUACAACAUUGUUACUUACACAGUGAAAGUAUUUCCUUUGGUGAAUAGUUCUAGCUGCCGCAUAUCUAGUUCUUUCCUACAUUGUGAGUGCUUACUGUUGAUUUGUGGAAGACCUAUUGUGGCUGAAUAGCUUCCAUAUCCCUGCCUACCCUCCUAGAUGUCAUUGAGUAUGUUUUUUUUGUCUUGAGAAACAUUUAUAUUUGUACCAUUUUAAGUUAAUUUGUAUCCUUAAGACCAUGAAAACAAACUAAAUGGUUAUGCACAUUGUCCUAUCUUAGAAUAUGUAAUGGAAUAUGAUACUAAAUAAUAACCACUUUGUUAUAUAAACUGAUUUCUGAAAGAU